Molecule: messenger RNA, 492 nt
Organism: Nothobranchius furzeri (turquoise killifish)
Lineage: Eukaryota; Metazoa; Chordata; Actinopteri; Cyprinodontiformes; Nothobranchiidae
Source: RefSeq, a predicted model, not a curated record
UGAAUCAGAUGUAACCUGCUACAAUGAUCCUACAUAUCAGAAGAACGAGCAGACAGGAGGACAGUCAGGACUCAUCAUGAGGGGACUUCUGCUGCUCUGUCUGCUGGGAUGUGUCGCUGCAGCACCGAGCCAAAUUAACUGUGAUGACCUGGCAAAGGCACCACCUUCAUGUUUUCUUCCAACGGAGGGAAUCGCUAAUCCAAACAAUUCCUCACUGGGGAAUAAUACCUUAAAUUCAACUGCAAGUCUUGUAAAACCUGUAGCAACGACCAAAAUAAAGGACGAGAAACUUCAAGCAAAGCCAACAUCUAUACCUCCUGCCAUCACAUUUACCCUCAAUGGCUCCUGGGAGUGGCACCAUUUCAAAAAUCCGUAUAUGUAUCCACCAAAGGAGAUGGCCGACCAGAAAUAAAGAAGGAACACCUGAAGGACGAUGGAUCAACCUUCAUGCAGCUGUUCUGGUUCUUUAAAUAAAUCAUAAAAGCCCAAAAA